Linum trigynum is the source of this 6990-nucleotide messenger RNA. The record is from the annotation of a GenBank genome assembly. NCBI's taxonomy places the organism in Eukaryota, Viridiplantae, Streptophyta, Magnoliopsida, Malpighiales, Linaceae.
CUGAAUUCAUUAAGGAUUGCAAGAUUAAUCUAGGAGGAUGAAACUGAACCAUUAUUUCCAGUUAAGCUAGUGAGGAGUUUUUACUAAUCUCAAAUUGAUUUACGUCUUGCGAGUUAACUGAGUAUGUUGUUUUUCUAAAUAGAGUUUCAAGUGAUCUUUGAAAUAUUUAACAGGUGGAUUGUCCAUACUUCAUACACCUGACCCAAGUCACAUUUGUAACGAACAUUAGUUAGAUUCUCAUAUUCAAUCGAAAAGUCCAUCUCACUCAUAUUUUUUCGAUAGAGUAAUUUUACAUUAAAAUUAUGACGGACUCUCUAACCUAUAUUAUAUAAAAUUUAUGAGCUUACUAAAACCGAUCUAGUUGGUAUUACAAUUUAGAUUUUCUUGAAAAAUUCAAUAGAUUGAGGAUAAAAGAUUUAUAGAUGGGUUGCUGUAGGGUUGUUUGCUGGUUACUGUUCCCUCACUCUAAGCAUCCACCGCCUCUCCAACAACAACUACAUCUCUACUCUGCUAAACUGACAAAAGAUAACUGAAAAAGAACAAAAAUACAAAUGUACGUAACAAAGUAAAAGAAACCGAAGCUUCUUUCUCAAACUUUUGGAUUUAUUUAAUCACCAAUAACCAGUAACCAAAAAUAAAAUAAAUCGAUCAAAUCCCGUGUAACAAUUGUUAGAAAAACACCAAAAAUGAAAAAAUAUUAAUAUUAUUAUUCGUCAUCACUUUCAAAAAGGGUGUUACAUUACAAGGGGCUGAAAGGGAGAGAGAGAAAGAAGAAUUAUAGACAGAGGAAGAAGUAGAAGAAGAAGAAGGAGAAGCAGAGCACAAUCCAACAUCCCAGUAGAUCUGCUCUGCCGUCCCUCUUCUCCUCCCGUCUUCUCCAUUCAGCUUUCUUCUUUUCUAUUUGGUAACUGUCACUUGGGUUUGUCGACUCUGCCACCGGCUUCCGCACAAAUUUUGAUUACCAAUAUAUUUCAUUUUAUGACCGUUUCCACUCCACCAGCAGAGAGACUGUUUCCACUCUGUUUUUUUGUUUCUUCGCAUUUGGAGCGGGGGAGAGUUUUCGGGUCCGUUUUUUCUUUUCUCACUCAUUUGCCAUUAGGGAUGGUGAAUUCAUCGGCGAGACUGUGAUUGAGUUGGUGGUGGAGCUCCGGUGACUGUCGGCCACUGGACUUCACCGGCGGUGGAGGGGUUUAGAGGAAAAACACAAUGUUCCGGCCAGUGAGGUGGCGGAGUGACAAGAACAAGAUCAAAGUGGUCUUCAAGUUUCAAUUCCAUGCAACUCAGGUGUCACAGCUGAACGUGGACUCGCUAGUGGUCUCUGUGGUUCCUGGAGAUGUUGGAAAGCCCACUGGAAGAUCAGAGAAGGCUCCAAUCAAGGAUGGAAGCUGCCGAUGGGAAUAUCCAGUUUAUGAAACUGUCAAGUUCAGCCACGAUUCCAAAACAGGGAAGAUCAAUGAGAGGAUGUAUCACUUCAUUGUGUCAACGGGUUCAGCUAAGAGUAGUGUAGUUGGUGAAGCUUCGGUCGAUUUGGCCGCGUAUGCAGAGGUAGCCAAAGCUUCUAAUGUCUCACUUCCUCUCAAGAACUCAAAGGCCAAUGGUGUUCUUCAUGUUUCAAUUCAGAAACUACAAGCAAAUAUAGAUCAAAGGGAAGAAGAGGAAACUGAAGCUGCAAUCAUAAAGCCGAGAAAUACGACCUUGAAUACUCUCUUCAACAAUGGCGAGAGUGAUGAGAUCAUCAAGAAAUUUCCUAAUGUGGACGCGUUGAAUGCUGCAAAUAGCAAUGCUGAACAUAACAAGAUCACCACCGCCACAAGUGGAUCUUCUGACCUUACAUUAUCAAGCCCCGAGGCUAGCUCAGAGCUUAACACGCCACGAGAGGACCAUGCAAGCUUGCUAGCAUCGAAAACUCAAACUUCAGCCCCUCAGCAGACAGAAUAUGAAUGGUCUGUGGAUUCUGAUCAUGCCUUAAGCAUUGAGAGCUCGACGAAUAGCUCUCAUGGUGGAGACAAGUCUCAACUAGUUUCAGAUGGCGAGGUCGAGAAGCUCAAGGCUGAACUUCUCAGCAUGACCAGACAGCUUGAUCUCUCAGAACUCGAACUGCAGACGCUACGCAAGCAGGUUGUGAAAGAAAGCAAGAGAGGCCAUGAUCUCUUGAGAGAUCUCGCAGGAGUGCAAGCAGAAUGCGAGAAACUGAAAGCCUUCCAGAAAGGCAGGGAGGAAGCAACAAAAACCAGAAAUAAGUCGAUAUCCGAAGGUGGUGGUGGUGGUGGUGGGGAUCCAUGGUUGCUCAUUGAAGAGAUCAGACAAGAACUUUAUUACGAGAAGGAUCGCAACACCAACCUUCAGUUACAGCUACAGAAGACUCAAGAGUCGAAUGCAGAACUGUUACUUGCCGUGAGGGAGCUCGAGGAAUUGUUGGAGCAGAAGGGCACAACCCAGUCAACUGAUGAUGAGCAGAAGGCUUUGGAAGAGCUCGUGAAGGAGCAUGGCGGUACGAGGGAUACUUAUGUGCUGGAGCAAAGGAUUGUGGAUCUCAGUAGCGAAAUCGAGAUCUACAAGAGAGAUAAGGAUGAGUUAGAGAUGCAAAUGGAGCAGAUUGCCCUUGAUUAUGAGAUAUUGAAGCAGGAGAAUCAUGAGCUUUCAUAUAGGGUGGAGCAAAGCCAGCUGCAGGAGCAGCUGAAAAUGCAGUAUGAAUGUUCACCACAGACUGACAACACAAUGGAAUCACAGAUCGAGAGGCUGGAAGACGAGCUUAAGGAGCAAGGAAUUGAGUAUUCAAUUUCCUUGGCCACUAUAAAAGAACUUCAGAACCAUAUCAAGAGAGUAGAGGCAGAAUUGAGUCUGCAACAGAAGGCUAACUCCGGUUAUCUGGUCAACAUAGAUGAACUCCAAAACCAUAUCAAGAGCACGGAGGAGGAAAUGAAGCUGCAAGAGCAAAGUGCAGCUGCCAGCACAAGGGAACUUGAAGAUCAAGUGGAGAGGUUGGAGAAUGAACACUCUAGUUCUUUGACCACCAUAAAUGAACUUCAAAACCAGAUCAAGAGUUUGGAGGAAGAAAUGAAGCUGCAAGAGCAAAGUACAGCUGCCAGCACAAGGGAACUUGAAGAUCACUUCCAGAGGUUGGAGAAUGAACACUCUAGUUCUUUGGCCACCAUAAGUGAACUUCAAAACCAGAUCAAGAGCUUGGAGGAAGAAGUGAAGCUGCAAGAGCAAAGUACAGUUGCCAGCACAAGGGAACUCGAAGAUAACUUCGAGAGGUUGGAGAAUGAACACUCUAGUUCUUUGGCCACCAUAAAUGAACUUCAAAACCACAUCAAGGGCUUGGAGGAAGAAAUGAAGCUGCAAGAAGAAAAUAUAGCUGCUAGCAGAAAGGAGCUCAAAGCCCAAAUCGAGAGUUUGGAGAAUGAACGCUCUAGUUCUUUGGCCACCAUAGAUGAGCUUAAAAUCCAUAUCAAGAGCUUGGAGGAAGAACUAAAGCAGCAAGAGGAACUCAUGCAGCAGCAUGAAUCAUCAAAACAACUAGAAGCUCAAAUCAAGAGGUUGCAGAAUGAACUAAAGAAGCAACAUAAGCUGAAUUCUGGUUCUUUGGUUACCAUAAAGGAAUUGGAAGCCCAUAUUAGUAGGAUGGAGGAAGAAUUGGAGAGGCGAGUUCAAGGUUUUGAAGCUGAUAUAGCAAAGGUGACACGUGAAAGAGUUGACAAAGAGCAAAGAGCCAUUCAAGCAGAGGAAGCCUUACGGUUGACUCGAUGGAAGAACUCUAACACAGCUGAGAAGCUACAAGAGGAGUUCAGAAGGCUGUCCGUGCAAAUGGCCUCAACAUUUGAGGCCAAUGAGAAGGUGGCUAUGAAAGCAAUGGCUGAAGCUAAUGACGUUCGCUUCCACAAGAGUCAGCUAGAAGACAUGCUUCACAAAGCAAAUUCAGAACUUCAGUCUGUUAAGGAUGAUUAUGAGGAGAAAUUGAAAGAGCUUUCCAAGCAAUUAAGUUUGAAAAGCGGUCAGAUAGAGAAGUUGUUGAUGGAAAUUGAUGAGAAGUCGACGCAUGAAGAACAACUUGGUGGAAGUUUCGCUCAGAAAGUUCAGAAGCUGCAAGCUGAGAUUGAAAAGCUUGUAAAAGAAAAUAAUCUCCUCUCCGUACAAGUGGAGGAAAUGAAGACGUCGAUCAAGACCCAUGAAGGAUUGGUGCAGAAGGGAAAUAUAGAGAGGAAUGAAUUAGUGAAUACAAUUGCUUCAUUGAAGAAAGAAGCAGAGAAAACAAAAGAGGACCUAACUACAUUGAGAUCUCUCGAGGAUGAAAAGGAGAAGGAACUUGGUCUCCUAAAAGCAGAAGUUGGCACGCUAAAAUGCAAUUGUGAUGAGUUGAAGCAUUCUCUCAUUGAAGAUGAGCUGGAGAAGGAAAAACUCAGAAAGCAGUUAUUCCAACUGAAAGGAGACCUCAAGAAGAAGGAUGAAGUCUUGAUCAACGCCGAAAAGAAGCUCAAGGAAAGCAACAAGCGUACAUCAGUUGUCCCUAGAACCAACAAGUCUACUCCAGUUUCUCAUGGCACCAAGGAGGUCUCAAACCUCAGAGAGAAAAUAAAAUUGCUCGAGUUGCAUAUAAAGUCAAAGGAAACUGAGCUGGAGACAUCUGCAAGUUCAUUUUUACAGAAGGAAAGAGACCUUAUGGACAAGAUUGAAGAGUUGGAGAAAAGACAAGAUGAACUUAACCAGUGCAGUGCAAGUUUAACUUGUAACCCUCCCCACAAGUUGAAUGGCGAUGCAACUGAUGAGGAUCUCGAAAAUGUGGCAUCUGUACCGAAAGACAAGAGAACCAAUGAUGAAGCUGAAUGCGAGAACGAAUCAAAACCCUUCACCAUGGAUGAUAAGUUGGUAAGGGAGCUGCUAUCGAUGAAGGAGAAGAACGAAGAAAUGGAAUGUGAGCUGAAAGAGAUGCAGGAGAGGUAUUCAGAAAUAAGUCUCAAGUUUGCAGAAGUAGAAGGUGAGAGGCAAAAGCUCGUGAUGACAGUAAGAAGCUUGAAAAAUGCUAGAAAAGAGCUCAUCAAACAAUCAUAAUAAAAGAAUGAAGGGGUUAAGGUUUCUUUCUAUACAAGUAAUAUGGUAACCUAUGAAGAAGUGUAUAGUUGGGGGGGAAAAGCUAGUAACUGGAUUUCAUUUGUUCAAACAGAAAAUCUAGAGAGGAUUUGACUGUGCUGCUACAGAAGAGUGAAUAAUUUUUGUACAAAGUUUCUAUAGCCAGGGUGGAAAAAAAAAGGGGUUAUCUAGUCUAUUAGUUUAUUUAAUUUUUUAAUUUGUAGGUAUAAGGAUGAAAAUGAUGUAGUGUUCUAGAUUUAUGUUAUUUCCGUGUAAUAUUUUUAACUUUUUUCAUGGAGUCUUGUGAUAUGUAAGGUGAAUGUUUGCAGCUUCUAUAUAUAAAUAUACAUAAUCUUUCCAUUAUUUGCCUCUGUCACUUGUGUAGGACAUUAGGACGUUGAUUUCUCCCUCAUUGUAAAUUGCGCCCCAAGUCGCAAUUGGGUAAGCAGGUGGAUAUUUCAAUAUUUAUAAUAUAUUUGUGUGAUUAUUAGGCAGGAUAGAUGGAUAUCUCAAUAUCUAUUAUAUAUUUGUGUGAUUAUGGGACGGAUCUUUUUACUAUAAUAUGUGAUUAUAUAUAAAAAAAAAUGUAACUUCUUGAUUUUUACAUAAAAAUACUAAGUGAAAAGAUGAGUAGGUGCACAGGACAUCUUGAUUUUUACAUAAAUUACUUGCAGGACAGUAAUAUCAGUACGAAAUGGAUCGGAAUUAACAUGUUGAGUUGCACAGGACAUAUAAUAAUAAUCAUGCAAAGCAAAAGCGACAUUUGGCAAGCAUAUGACUGCUAAGUCCCGUGUUUGUUUGGGCCUUUGUGGAGGUUUUGAAGAAUUAAGGGGUCGUUUGCUUCAAGGAUUUGCAUCAUGGAUUUGGUACAAAAAAACCAACUAUUAAGGAUUUAAGCACAAUUUUUUGUUUGCUUGGUCCAAAAAUGUUGAAACAAAUCCGUGGGCCCCAUAGAUUUAGGUUUUUUUUUCACUCCAAAUCCGUGGGGCCCACAGCUUUACAAAUCCCACAUGAUUAUUAGGGAAUUGGUGAUGGGCUGAAAAACCAAGAGGCCAAAUGACACUCCUAUCCUCAUUCUUUUUUAUUAAACCAAAAUUGCCCUCUUCACAUCCACCAUAUAUGCCGCUUCCUAUUCCUUCUCACCAAACCUGUAGAAGAGUACUUCCCUUCCUGGAAAAUUGCAGCCGACAUCAAACUCUGACUGCAUCAAGCUUCGACGGCGUCAACCUCCAACGGGAGCCAGAGAGAGAGAGAGAGAGAGAGAAAUAGAGCGCUGAACGUCGAUGAUAAAGAUGGAAAGCGAGAGGGGGAAGGAAGAAUGGUUUCUAAAGAUUUGAACUUUGGUCCACCCACCACCACCUUGUUUAUUGUCAUCGUCCCAAUGACCUCCUUCCACACUGUAAUUUCCUAAAAUUUCUUUCACCCGCUUCUCUCAAAUCCCAUCUCGAAACCCUGAAUCUUUUACUUUUUCUCCUCCUCGAAUCGCCAUUUCCCAUUCUCCAGGCAAGCUACGCACUGCGCACUACUCCUUUCUAUCUACAUUUGAGAGACUCAGUCGAUUCAAGCUUCUGAUUUGCAGGCAUUUUUGUUUGAUCUGUGUGUAAAGUUCGCUGCUUUUCUUUAACUCUGAAUCAAGCUUCGCUGGGUUGCUGUUAGUUUUCAGAUCCUUGUGGAUCACUGUUCUGUUGGUUUGAAGUGAAUGUCAACAAUGCGUAGUACUUGAGCUGAAUUUGAAUGUUAUUAACAAGGAAAGAAAAGGGAAACGCAUAGCAGUUCUUCAUUUCUAAAAAGGGCAAUAAGGUAAAUGCAAUUCUUUAUUUCUAAAUCCCAAAUUAUUAAAUCCAUGAUCAAAAUGAAGAAACAAACAAAGGAUUUUUCCAAAUCCAAAAUGCCCCAAAUCCCAAAUAAAACCUUAGAUUUUUA